Acytostelium subglobosum LB1 is the source of this 775-nucleotide messenger RNA. RefSeq lists its product as hypothetical. NCBI's taxonomy places the organism in Eukaryota, Evosea, Eumycetozoa, Acytosteliales, Acytosteliaceae. The transcript has a single exon. The annotation marks the transcript as partial. The record is from RefSeq and is a predicted model, not a curated record.
AUGGAUCAUUACAGAAGUAUACAUAAAGAUGAAGACGACGACGAUGACGAUGAUGAUGAUAAUGAUAACAAAGAGAAAGGAUAUGAGAAUGAUUUCUACUUUGUUCAAAACAAUAAUAACUACUAUAAUCAUCAAUACAACAAAGAUAACGAUGAUGAUGAUGAUGAUGAAAACGAAGAUUAUGACAACCUUCCAAUGUAUACACCAACUGCCACAACAACAACCACAACAACGACAACGACAUCAUCAUCAUCAUCAACUGCAAAUUCAAUACUUGGCAAGAGGCUGAGGGACAAUGACGAACAGGUUGUUAUGGACAACAACAACAUUAGCGCGAGUGACUCGUCGACGAGUUCGAACAAGAAGAUCAAGAUCUCUGUACAUAUCGAAAACCCAGGCCUUCAAGCGGCCAUCUCUGAGUUCAAACACACUGCCGACAUUGAGAUUGGCCGACUUUGUCGGGAUGGCCUGUCAAUGAAAAGCGCUGUUCAGCAGCUCGUCGUCAAGAUUCAAGACUCAUCAAUCUCUGCAGUUCACCCAUCAACUAUCACGUCGUCCUCAUCCUCCCCCACAUCAGGGACACCGAGUGUGGCACCACAAUCGGCAAAGGAUCUAAAGCUUGUCAUGGAUUUAUGUGGCUUCACCAAGGAGGAGGCCACAAGGAUACUUGUGCUCAAGAAUGAGAUUGUCUCUUUGAAGAAUCAUGGAUUCGAUCAGGCCUCUGCCAUUCAUGAACUCUCAAAACGACUAAAGAAUGAUCGUGUCGCCAGCAUCA